GUACAUUUAAAUUGGUACACAUUACUCGUACAUUUACAAUAAUUAGAUUCACCAGAAUCCACCAAAUCUGCCACCCCCGUUAUUCCCUUCUCAAAAUCAAAUCGUUGAUGCACCAGAAGAAAGAAGAAUAAAAGUUGAUGGAGAAGGAAUCAAAGAAGGAAGCUUUUAGGAAGUAUUUAGAUUCUAGUGGUGUCCUUGAUGCUUUAACUAAAGUUCUUGUGGCUCUAUAUGAACAGAAUGACAAGCCAUCCUCAGCUGUUGAGUUUGUCCAGCAAAAACUUGGUGGUCCUAGCUUAUCUGAAUUUGAGAAACUACAGGCUGAGAUGUCUGAUUUGCAGAUUAGAUACAACGAGCUCUUGGCAGUUCACCAUGAAAAAUGCAGCCAGCUUGAGAAAUUAAAAAACAUCGACACAUUGGCAUCAUCCAAAGAGAGUGUUGAAGAGGAACUUCCGAAAGAAAGUCUAUGAAGGAAGGUCAGUAAUAUAUGAAAGAAAAAUGAGAUGCUUAAUAACUCUGCAUACCAAAAACUGAUGCAUAUCUUUUUCUAGUUGAUGCGUGUAGAGGCUAUUUUUCUUCUGCUUUGUUCUCUACCUUGUGACAUUCUUUCUGACUUCUAUUCUAAGUUUCUAACCUCAAAUAGUCAAAUGUAUACUUACUGUAAAACAUGUUUAAUAGUAUUGUGUUAUAAUGUUCUUGUUCUUGUUUUU
This is a messenger RNA of Erigeron canadensis, 707 nucleotides long. RefSeq names its product c-Myc-binding protein homolog. Gene Ontology annotation, biological process: regulation of DNA-templated transcription. The transcript is spliced from 5 exons. Gene Ontology annotation, cellular component: nucleus. NCBI's taxonomy places the organism in Eukaryota, Viridiplantae, Streptophyta, Magnoliopsida, Asterales, Asteraceae. Gene Ontology annotation, molecular function: transcription coactivator activity. The coding region runs from base 138 to 467 and encodes 109 amino acids. The record is from RefSeq and is a predicted model, not a curated record.